AUGACAAAUUUUAGACAACUUUUAGAUGCUGAUAGUCUGAGUGAUGUUCAGAAGCGAAUACUUGGGAAUAUAGAGCGUAGUCCUAAUUGUAUUAUUUGUUUAGAGGAGGUGCAUCCUUUGAUGUUAUUUUUUCACUAUGAGAAAUGUAGUGUUGCAUUUAGAGAUUGUUUAACUACCAUAUCUAAAAUGUUCAUUCCACAUCGUGAUAUUAAUAAUAAUAAUAACAAUAACAAUAAUAACAAUAAUAAUCAUUCUUCACCUUCAUCAUCUUCAGGACAUUCGCCAUCACCUGCACAAUCACCAUAUACCGGUGGUAAUGGCGGUAAUGGUGGUAACAAUAAUCACACAUCAUACCAACCGUUAUAUCUACAACAACAACAACAACAACAAUCACAAACUCUGUCGUUACUUGAGAGAUCAUCGAAUACCACCCUCACACACAUUCAAUCACAACAACCAACUCAAAAAACAUUGCUAUCAUCGUCAUCUUCAUUGGAACAUCCAGCCAAGCCGACACCACCACAACCACAACCACCACAACCACCACCACCACCACCACCACCACAUGGUUUCACAACUACAACCACUACAACUACAACUAAUACUGAGAAAUCAUCAUCAUCACCACCAGACAAUCAAAUGAAAGAAACUUUUUCGAAAAUAGAACUAACUUUUAAUGAAGAUAAAAGGACGAAAUGUUAUUGUAUGGCGGAUCUUGUUGAUCCAGUAACCAAGAAAAUCAUUGAGGACAGCAGCGAGUGCAAGGGAAACACCACCGAUCUGAAGAAAAGAAUCUACUUGCACUAUGGCAAGCAUAUUUUUAAACUGUGUAGUACUGCACAUCUUUAUAAAUUAUACCGAUAUUUCAAUCUAUCUAACAGCGAUAUAUUUCCAUCGGAUUUCCCGUUUACACAGUAUCCAACGCAUGAGUGUGAGAACUGCUCUGUUGGCUGUAACGAUCACAUCCAGGUGAGAUCAGAGAUCUCCAGAGCCAAUAGUUUUAUUCAUUUUUGUACAUGGGAUUGUAUGUCAAACUAUUUCAAAAUGAAACUUAAUGAUUGGACUGCAUGGAAAGACGACAACAAAAAAGAGGUCGACUCUGACCAUGAUAAUGGUCGUUCGCAGUCAUCCACUUCCAAAGAUCAUAAAAGAAAGUCCACUUCAUCCAAUUCUGAAAUUCCUGUAUCAUCAUCCUCCUCCCGAAGACAAAAGGUCGCAGGUAGCGAUUCUAAAAAUAAAAUAAAAUAA
Molecule: messenger RNA, 1248 nt
Organism: Heterostelium album PN500
Lineage: Eukaryota; Evosea; Eumycetozoa; Acytosteliales; Acytosteliaceae
Exons: 1
Coding region: 1-1248 (415 amino acids)
Biological process (GO): response to starvation
Cellular component (GO): nucleus
Molecular function (GO): cis-regulatory region sequence-specific DNA binding; DNA-binding transcription factor activity, RNA polymerase II-specific
Source: RefSeq, a predicted model, not a curated record